This is a messenger RNA of Rhipicephalus microplus (southern cattle tick), 4985 nucleotides long. It is a transcript of the gene capu, whose product is annotated as formin protein cappuccino. Gene Ontology annotation, cellular component: cytoskeleton; cytoplasm; actin filament. Gene Ontology annotation, molecular function: actin filament binding; microtubule binding. Gene Ontology annotation, biological process: actin nucleation; cortical actin cytoskeleton organization. The record is from RefSeq and is a predicted model, not a curated record. NCBI's taxonomy places the organism in Eukaryota, Metazoa, Arthropoda, Arachnida, Ixodida, Ixodidae.
UGAGGCGCACAGCGGCGUCAGGUUGGACCCAUGACCGACGAACGUGGUGAAUUCGUCGAGUGGCGUUUUUGGCGCUUCCCGCCGCCCAACGCCAGCCACCAGCGUUUCGGCGACGAGAUCGAGAAGUUCGCAGCGACCAUCAUUCCUUCGCGUGCUGCUGGAACUACGACCGUCGUCGCUCGAGCAGCCGUCGCCUGCGAAAAGCGAGACCGUGCGGCGCCAAAAUGUAGUACGUCGUCGCCGCGGUGUUCGGUCUUCCUCGAGAAGCGACCGGCCGCCGUCACCGUGCAAGAUGAAAACGGCAACAACCACCGAAAUCCAGAAGAAAAGGCCGGCAUUGCGCCGCCAUCGGAGCCCGUCGCAACCUCCCCCGGAGCAGACGACGCCGUCAAAGCAGACGACUCCGCCGUCGUCACAACGGAUUCGUUCCAGUCGAAGCGUAGCCACGGUGCGAGCCAACGGGACCCCGCGCCCGUGGUCUCGGUGGCCAGCCAUUGGCGGAGGAUCGUUAAGCCUGACCGCGUAGGUCGUCUGCUGCGCGUCGCCGCCUCGGCAGCAGGUGAUGCGUCGGCCGCCGAAGGCGGCGGCUGCGAUCAUGAUGACGCGCACGCAAGCGUCGCACCGUCAAGCCCUUUGAAAGCGGCAGCUACCGCGCCCGUAGGAGACGCCAUGGGCAACAAGUCGAGCAGCAGCGGUAGCGCCGAUAAGAGAGUCAAAGGCUCGAGCGACUGCUUGUCCGAGACGCCCAAAGGUAGUCCCGGGUUGUUUCGGUUGGGCCGCGACGUCGUUAGGGGUAAAGUACGCAGGACUCCGCAGCCGACGCGAAAGGCGGCGGCUCGGGAACACGACAUCGCCGUAGCCUCGGGAAAAUGUCAAGGCACCGAAUCUCACGCGGUCGUUGCGAGUGCAAACGGCACUCCGAAGAAGAGGAGCGAGUCGAGUCCGGAGAGCUCGGUCUCGGGAUCGUUGUACGUCGACACGGUGUCGCACCUGGCAGAGUCCGAAGACGGCAUGGUUGUCGCCGGCGACGCGUCGACCCCCAGAACGGCGGCAUCUCUCGAGGGCGCCGCGACGACUCCGCCGCAGCGGUCUCCGAGCAACGCGAGCGAUACGACCGUGUUCGGAGAGGACGUCGCCGCGGACUUCGUGUUUCCACAACCGCAGACCCCGCCCUCGUCGGCGGCGCCUGUCGCCGCGAAUGGCGCAGCGACCGCCGGCGGCAGCGGUCUACCGUCGUACAGGACCUCCGGUCUGCGCGUGCGUUCUCACAGUGAAGCCGACUCAACGACGCUUUCGUACACGCGCGCGCCGUCAUGCACGAGUCUGGGUCGCGGCGACGCCAACAAGGCGGCCGUCGCCAGCGACGCAUCGGUGGGCUACGCCGCGCCCACCUUCACGUUGACGCAGCACCGCAAGGUUGUGCUUCCCAAAUUCUCGGCGCCGUCGAGCGCACUGUCUUCGGCUGCGGCCGCGGUCAGCGAAGAAAGUGGCGACGCCAAGCCCGGCAGUGGCCCAGUUUCCAGUGGUGGUGGUGGUGGACGUCGUCAUUCGGCGUACGAUGACGCUCCUCCUCUGGCCGGUAACGUGCUCCGUAAGGUCGCCUCCCUGACGCUGGAGCGAGCCGCCAUCGAGGCCAAAGUGAACCGGCCCAAAGUGGUUCCCGAAAAGCUCGACUUCAGCAUUUACGAAAAAUUCGAAGGCCAGAUGCUGCUAAACUGGUUCUGCACCACGUUCCCGGAGGACCACUACCUCCGGUUCCUGCUGACCAAGCAGGACCUGAAGCUGCUGGCAGCUCAGUUCUGCACCCACCUCCUAGCUGCGGGCGUGCUGCGCCAAAUUGAGGACGACAACGCCCCGCUUGAGUCUCUCUUUCGGCCUGACCUGAUGUACUACUGGACGCACUCUGAAGUUCCGGCAUGCCCAGCCAGCAACGUCGUGCCCGGCAAGCUGACCACUGACUAUUGGCCGCCGCCGGACUCGGAAGGUGAUGCCAGGCCCGGACUUCGGUACACGGAAGCAGAGGCACAGCAGAUGAUCAUGGGAUUGAAGAAGGCUCACCGGAACGAACUGGAGAAGCUUCAGAAAGAGCACGAGUUGGCCCUCUUUUCUCUUCGAGGGGAGCAGGCUGCCAGGCUGACCGACUACGAGGGCCAAGUUGUUCGCCUGGAGCAAGAGAUUGACAAAUACCAAACUCUAGCCGGCAUAGAAGAACUGACUAGGAAAGCACGAGACAUAGAUGCGCCCCAGGCUGCUGCACCCGCCCGCUCCACAGCAGCGCCGCCGGUGUCUCAACGGUCCUGCGAGGUCCAGACCCUCUCGGUCGUGCUGCGGUCUUGCGAGGCGCAGACUGUCGCGCCGGCCACCUGUGAUAAUUGGGUCCAGGCGCAGUGGAGGUUCGCAGUGGGCAUUGUUCAGACGGAUGAAGCAGAAUACGAGACUCGGGAAUCUCAGACUCACGUCGACUUGCGUCAUCAGGAAUGCCAGACGGACGAGCAGGCUGGCCCAACCUCCGUCAUAAAGACGAGCGCUGGCAGCUCGUCCACGGCAACUACUGUCUCCCAGGUGGCGCCACCGCCUCCUCCGCCCCCUCCUCCACCACCACCGCCUCCUCCGCCGCCAGGUUGCUGCACCCUGCUUCCUCCUCCGCCUCCCCCGCCCCCAUUCCCGGGCAUGGCUAUGCCCCCUCCUCCGCCGCCUCCACCUCCAUUCCCUGGCAUGGCCAUGCCGCCCCCUCCCCCAUUGCCCGGAAUGAUGGGCAUGCCUCCUCCGCCACCCCCACCCCUGUCGUUCAUGGCCCCGGUGCACGGCUCCUCGGUGCCCCCGCCUCCGCCCCCGCCGGGACCUGGAGGGCCGGUGCCGAUGCCAGCGCCACCUGUAGGUGGCUGGCACACUGCCUACGCUGCAGCCCGCAAGCAGCCCGUGAACCCGAAGGCACUAAUGAAGCCGCUGUACUGGACGAGAAUACAGGUGCCCGCGACGAAGCCACCACAACCCACUUUGCCGGCGAGUCCAGAGAAGACGACAGAACGCAAGACUUUGUGGGAAAGCUUGGAGGAGACUCCCCCUUCGGACUGGGAGGAGUUUGAGAACCUCUUCUCGAGGCAGGUGCAGGAGAAGAAACCCACGGCCAAAACGAAAAGUGCCCAGGCAAAGACUAAGCAGGUGGCAAAGCUUCUCGACCAGAAACGUUCACAAAAUGUUGGCAUACUGAUAUCGAGUCUUCGCCUUGAAAUAAGCGAUGUGGAGAAUGCCAUCUACAACUUUGACACAUCAGUUGUGAGCUUGGACACCCUUCAAGCUCUGUACGAAAUUCGGCCGACGAACGAAGAGCUGAAGCUGAUCCAGGACCACCUAGCCCUGAAGCCCGACGUUCCAUUGGACAAGCCGGAGCGUUUUCUGUUGGACCUGUCUCGCAUUCCGGAGUACGCCGAUCGUGUCGGAUGCAUCAUGUUCCAGUCGACCUACACAGAGUCCAUCUGCAUUGUCGAGAACAAACUGAACAACCUCAAGAUGACAUGUGAGGCAUUACUGCACAGCAAGGAAGUGCGCACAAUCCUGGGGCUUAUAUUAGCUCUAGGCAACUACAUGAAUGGAGGGAAUAGGAGUCGUGGACAAGCUGAUGGCUUUGGCCUCGAGAUCUUGGCCAAGUUAAAAGACGUCAAGAGCAAGGACAACUCUUUGACUCUUCUUCACUACAUUGUCCGAGUCUAUAUAAGCAAGUUCCAGGAGGACGUUUCCCAGGAGAAGGCGAAAUUUCCUUUACCCGAGCCGACUGACAUGGAGCGUGCUGGACUCGUCAACUUCGAUGACAUCAGGGCAGACCUCAAGAAGCUUGACGCUCAGAUAAAGAGUUGCGAGACCAAGGUCCAGAAGGUGCUGGAGAACUCCGACAUUGAGCACCAAGAACCGUUCAGGGAGCAGAUGACUACGUUCCUGCAGAAGGCACACCAGGAGCAGAAGGAGCAGGAAGAGAAUCUCGAGGAGACUAGGCUCAAGUUUCUGGAGACAAAGGACUACUUCCUCCUGCAGCCCAAGUCUAAGAACGAGUCCGAGUGGCCAAAAGAGCUGUUCACUCCGUGGGUGCCUUUCUGCAACGACUUCAAGAACAUCUGGAAGAAAGAGGUUCAACGCAAGAUAAAGCUCGACCUUGAGGCAGCUAGGAGAAAGGUCAAGGACCUGCAGGAAGCCAAGAAAUCUAGUGUCAUGUCCGAGGUCGUGAAGGUCCGGACCAGCAGACCGUCUGGCCUGAAAGCAAAAAUGACGAAGCGGAUGCAACAACUGGGACAGAGCUUCCCUUCGCCAGGAGCACCUUAAAGGAAACGAAUGGAUCUGCGGAAAUAGAUCUGAUUUUCGUAGCUCGCAGCGGAACAAAUGCGAGCGUAAAAGUUAUAUAUAUAUAUGCUGUAUACAUACAUAUAUACAUAGUGUGGCAUACUAUAUUUAACGAGAGAUUAAUCCCGUUAGGGGGGUGCACACAGUUGUUGUUCGUUGUUGUGUGUAAAGUGUACGUCUUCUGGUGACUUUCACGGAGGUACGGUGGGCCAGCUUCUGCGAGGUGGCAUGAUAUCGCGAAUCUCAGUUUUUCGAAUGCAUUGUCUGUGGUGGCCGGAGCGAAGGUACUGUCCCCGUAUGUCUUGUUUGCGUUUAACCAAAGUGCACGUACAUAGUUGCAAUAGAUGAAGGGACCGCAGCGCAUAAGGGUUCCUUUCUCAGAGUUAGGUUUGUUCUUAUGCGAUGCACCUGUAUUGGUGCAAUAGACAGGGCGACCGCAAUGUGUAAGGAUCUCCUUCUGCGAGCUUUAUUCAUUUGUUAAUGCUGGUCACAGCAGAUGCAAUAUUGCUGUUAAUGACUGGAAACAAGAGAUGGCAGGAAUGGAAUACGGAAAAAAUCCUUUUGAAAAUGGGAGUGUUUUGAGGAUGCACUUUUGGGGAUGUCUUGGAUGUGGUGGUGCACGGCUGGCAAGGUGGGUGUAGACAAAAAAAAAA